CCUCGCUCGACGUACGGGGAAGUGUACUAUGCGUUUGAGCGUUGUUUUAUGACGUUUAGUGUGUUUUUUACUGUGAAUAAUGUGAUUGUGUAGUUCGUUAUGGCAUUUAGAUAUCGCGAAGAUUUAGUCGGCAAACGAUUUCUAUCUGUGAGUGGUGUAACAAAAAUAAACGUGAAUAAAGUUUCCGAAUGGGGAUGGAAAGCUGGUGUUAUCAGAGCAGCUUCUCAUAAAGAUAACAAGAAUAGAGAACUCCAGGUUUUAGUGGAAUAUGAUGGCGUUGACUGGCAACGUCGGGAAUGGGUAGCGGUGUACUCGCGUAGGACGUUUCGUGUGUUUUUAGUUGAAAGAACUUUAGUGUGGGCGCCUAGAAAAGUAGACAAUAAAGAAGUUAAAUGGCCAGCUCUGACCUUUACUCCGUUGACUGCGGAAGUAAUUUUGCAAGCUGACGCACAGCCUGUAGAGUUUUUACAUGACAAGCAGCUGCAGUAUCUUGAUUAUGCGAACCUGCAACCAUAUCAGGAUUGGGACGCUCGUCUGGCGGGUUCAGAAGCAGGGGUGGACGGCACAACGCUGUCAGCUCUGUCGAGCGAAGCAGCGGAGUGGCGAACCGUCCAGGAUGGGCAGAGGAUCCUGACUACGACUCCCUCCGUGCUCGGGGGAUGUCGAGCCCAGGUGUACCGAGUCGCUGGCGCCACACAGUGGUACACAGCUGUCAUUGUGGGCGUCAAUGAGCAUACAGGCGAGCUGACUGUUACCGAUGAUACGGUUCUCGAAGAGCAUAGCGAAGAUCCGUCUUUGGUUCAGAUGAGACUUCUCGGCGAUGGAGUUAUUGAAUCCAUUAUGCGGGGAGAAGUCGUGGGAGUAAUGCCUAGACGAUCUCGUUCCAAUCUUCAAAGAGUGGAGCGAGAAGCGACCAAGAGUCCAGCAACCACUGGAGGUAGAAAAAAAGCAGCUGUGAGGAACAACGGGCAAAUAAACCCUACGGAACCUACUCCGCCCCAGCCAGCAGGUACAUCACCUGAGCUGGAACCAGUAGAGAGUAAUAAAAAAGGUGCCGCAAAAAGUGUGAGUGCAAGUGAUGUGGUGGAAGUCAGUGAGGAGAAGUGCGUAACGUCCGAAGUGAAGGAGAAUAGUGAAGUGAAGAGUGAAGUGAGUGUGGGCGCGGAUGUUGCCAGCGCCGUGGCCUCCGAGGAGGACGAUUGUGUGAUAGUGAGCGCGCGCGAUGCGGACGAUCGUUCCGAUUCCGGCGUGAGCGGUGUGCGGUCGGGAGGCUCGGCGAGUUCGGUGGAGGAGUGGCGAGGCAUGGCGCAUGGGUACGGCGGGGGUCCCCCUCCGCCCCUGAUGCACCUGCCGCCGCCGCCGCCCGCGCUCUACGGCGGCGAGCUGCUGUGGAAGCAGCGCUACCAGCCGCCGCUGCACGCGCCGCUGCACCACGCCAUCACGGACGACUACCUGGCGGUCGCCAACUUCGACAGAGAGAGACAUGAAAGACUGUUACGGGAACGAAGGGAACAGGAUCAGAGGGAUUUACUUGAGAAACAGCAGAAAGAGAAAGAAAGAGAACGGAUAGAAAGGGAGAGAGAACGUGAACGGGAGAGGGAGAAACAAGAGAGGGAAGAAAAGGAGAGGAGAGAACAAGAAAAUGCGGCGUCGAAAUUAGUAUCGAGGCAUUUUGAAGAAUCAUUGAGGCUCGCUAAUCAGAAGCGGGAACGCAGUAUGUCGUGGUCGCUUCUGAAUAACAUAGCGCCGAAUCGAGGAGGAGGACCGGAACACGAUAGGCUUCGAGCGCAAGAGCGCGCGUAUUAUUCACCGCCCUCGCAUCCACCGGACAGGCUCUCGCAGGCUGAAUAUGCACACGCACAGCACGCCUCUCACGCACCACAUGCUCCACAUUCGCAGCAUACCCCUAGACAUCCUCUUGCAAAACCGGACAAACCUCCACCGCAUUCUGUCCUGCCCAAGGGAGAACCUAACUUCGCCUCUUAUAAUUACCCUCCUUAUCGUUACGAUAAACUCAAAGAUCCGCACUUACCGGCGCCGCCUCCCUUAGUCCCCGAAAAAAAUUCUGUGAUAGUCAAACACGACGCCAAACAGAUCCACCUAGAGCAAAAGCACCCCUAUCCUAGUAAGCCAAGAAGCGAGCCGCCCCCGCACUACCUCUCGCGGCCGUACCGGACCGGCCUGUCGCCGCACGCGCCGCCGCACCCGCACCCGGCUCUGCAGACGUCGCCUCACGCGGCUCUUCCAGCUCAGGAUAAAAAUCGCCGGUUAUAUCAGCCUCCUCCGCCCCAGCGGUCACCCGCCGCUUACUACCAAACCGCCCCACCCGUUAAACCCAAAGUUUCAAGUCCGGCGCCACCUCACAUUUACGGCAAACCCAGUAAUUCACCUAGCCCCGCACACUUCGGUGUGGCGGGUGAACCACCUCUUCCAUUGACGAAGGCGGAACUCCCCCCGGUACCUUACCCUCCUCCUUCAGCGUAUUCACCGGCUCCCCGGACUAGGCCUCCUCCAGUCGCUCAUUCGCGAACACCGGAACCUCGCCCGAUACCACGAGCGCACGGUGACACGGCUACCUCCACGUCUCCGUGCCAAACGCAACCUCUCGACCUAGGCGUGACGCGAGAUGAUCCCGAUCGGUUAUCACCGAGGAGGAGAUGUCCCUUCGAAUCCGUCGAUUCAGAAGCUAAAAGGCGGCGGCUCGAAAGUCCCGCACCGGAGCCAUUAAUAGCGGCAGCGGCGAGCGUCGGUCGAACUCCUCUGGGUUCCGAACCUGCGCCGCAAGCGCCGGGUCCCCCCUGCGAUGUCAGAGUUCCCUCUGCUGACGGUAGCAUAGAAACACCAGAGAAGGCCGCCGGCGCUUCACCGGCACCUCAAAUAACGCCAUCGGCGAGUCCAGCACCCGUUACGACGCCAGUACCACAGAUAGCCGCAUCACCUCCAAUUAGUUUAGCACCUCCGACGACGUCGACACCGCCAGCUCCGCCGGCGACGCCACCAGUGACGACUGUCGCAGAUAGUGAAACACCAGCUAAAAUAGCUUCUCCUAGCCCCCGAGAUGGCGCAGCGCCCGUUCGACAUCUAGGAAAGAAAGCCUGGUUGCAGAGACACGAAACUGCUCCUAUCGGUGAAGGCGACUGCUCCGGUGGAGGAGGAACUUGUAUAACCCUGCCUAUGACCUUAAGCCGUAUGUCUGAACCGGACGAUUCUAGCUCAAAUAUUGUCGUCCCGGUGGCGGCGAAAUCCAUUCAAAGAGGGGCGCGUAAAACGUCAAAACCCAGAAAGCCAAAGGAAGUCAACGGUCGAGUGGACGACGCGGAAGAGGACAGUUCCAGUUCAGACAGAGAGCCGAGCUCGCCGCCCAAGCGCAAACCGCCAAAAGCGAAGCGGAAAAAAGGGGCGGUGAAGAAGGCGAACGACGAACCGAAGAAGAAGAAAGCGUCCGAAAGUGGUAGUGAAAGUGAUAAAGAGAGUGAUGACAAAGACUCUGACUCGGGCGGCAGUGGCAGCGGCAGCGGGAGCACGUCCAGCAAGCGCGGCGGCAGCAGGGCGCGGGGGCGCGGGUCGCGGGGCGGGGGGCGCGGCGGCCGGCGGCGGGAGGACCCCCCGCGCCGAACGCCCUCCGCCGCGCGCCCCAAGCCCAGCUCCGAGUCGUUCCUGCAGAACGGCCCGUGUUUCGAAGUGGCCCCGCGCCUCGCCAAGUGCCGCGAGUGCCGCUGGUCGCCCGCUCAACGCGACAAAGAUAUGCCGAACAUAUUUUGCCGCUUCUACGCUUUUCGAAGACUGAAAUACGCAAAGAAUAGACAAUUAGCUAUAGCCGGAUUUUCCGAUCCGUAUAAGGAUGCCGAAGAGGAGGAUAAUAAACUAUGGUUAUCAUCAUCAGCGGGUGCCGCUGAAUUAGACAUAGAAAUGAGUUGCUUCUUAUUGAGAGAAAUUGGAGACCAAUUCUGUGAAUUGUUACAACAAGAAAAAGAAGCAGAAUCACAUCAUUUAAAUGAAGAUAAGACGAUAGCAUGGAAACGAGUUGUGCAAGGCGUACGGGAGAUCUGCGACGUUUGUGAAACUACGCUGUUUAACUUCCAUUGGACUUGUGGCAAAUGUGGUUUCGUCGUCUGCCUCGAUUGCUAUAAGUCAAGAGCGUCGGGCGAAUCUGGUGGAAGUCCAGCUAGUGAUACCAAUAAUUCAACAAAUGCGGCCACGAAUGGCGAAAGAGAUACAUUCGGUUGGCUAACCUGCACGUCAGGCGGCGCGCACCCGCUCCGCCGUUUGCUGCUCACGCAGAUAGCGGCGGGCGGCGCGCUGGCGGCGGCGGCGGCGCGGGCUCACCGCGCGCGCGCCGCCUUCAGCCUGCCGCCCUGCGCCUGCGGGCUGGCCGCCGCCGCGCCGCCCUCCCAGCGCGCGGCCGCCAGGCGCCUGCUGCAACAGGCGCUGCAGAAGAACAUCAAAAAAGAGGAUGUAAAAGAAGAGAACAGCCCCACCAACGGCUCGUCACCAGUGAAAUCCGAGAACGGCAAGACCGGCAGCUCAAUAGUCAGCUGGCUCUCGGACAUACCGCUAAAAACGGAAACAAAAACAGAAAAGUCCGACUCGAGUUCCUCAGAUUCAGAAGAGAGUGGAAACUUCUCGACGUUACGCGAGCUGUUAAUACGACCUGCCCCGGAAGGCGGUGAAGCGCAGCCUAAGAAAAAACAAAAGAAGAACAAGAGUGACUUACUCGAUGACGUCAUAUCAAGCGUCAUAGAUGAGAAGAAAGACGACGACGCGGAAGUGAAGCCGUUCGCGUUGUCCAACGUUGUGAAGCGGUACGAGCGCGGGCGGGGCCGGGAGGAGCUGCCCGUGCGCAUCAUGACGCUCACCGAGUCGAAGGUGCUGUACCCCGACGUGCCGCACUCGUGGCUCUGCGACGGGAAACUGCUGCACCUCACUGACCCCACUCAUCCCGGGAACUACAAACCCUUCCAGGAUCAAUGGAAACGUGGACAACCAGUACUCGUUUCGGACGUGUCCAGCCUACUCGACAAAGACCUGUGGUCGCCCGAGAGUUUCUCCAGAGAUUUCGGCGACACGAGAGUCGACCUCGUGAACUGCGCGUCCGGCCUGGUGGUCCCCAACCAACCCGGCAAGAAGUUCUGGGACGGCUUCGAGCUCGUCGCCAAGAGACUGCGCGACGAACGGGGAGCCCCCAUGGUGCUCAAAGUGAAAGACUGGCCGCCCGGCGAAGACUUCGCCGAGCUGCUGCCCACGCGGUUCGACGACCUCAUGCGCGUGCUGCCGCUCAGCGAGUACACGUCGCGCAACGGCAAGCUCAACCUCGCCGCGCGGCUGCCCGACUGCUUCGUGCGGCCCGACCUCGGGCCCAAGAUGUACACGGCGUACGGCGGCGCCGGCGGCACCACCAACCUGCACCUGGACGUGAGCGACGCCGUCAACGUGAUGGUGCACGCGAGCGCGCCGGGCGACGCGCCCGAGCGCGCGCGCGAGGCGGCCCGCGCGGCCGAGGAGGCCGGCGUGGACCUGCUGUCCCGCAAGCGCGCGCGCGUGCGCCCGCCCGCCGCGCUGUGGCACAUCUACGCGGCGCGCGACGCGGACAAGAUCCGCGACUUCCUAGUCCGGGCCGAGGUGGAGCGCGGCGCGCGGCCGCGGGCGGCGCACGACCCCGUGCACGACCAGACGUGGUACCUGGACGCGGCGCUGCGCGAGCGCCUGUACCGCGAGUACGGCGUGGAGGGCUACGCCGUGCUGCAGUGCCCGGGCGACGCCGUGUUCGUGCCGGCCGGCGCGCCGCACCAGGUGCGCAACCUGCUCGACUGCAUCAAGGUGGCGGAGGACUUCGUGUCGCCCGAGAACGUGUCGCGCUGCUUCGAGCUGGCGCAGCAGUUCCGCCGGCUGUCGCGGCAGCACGCCAACAAGGAGGACAAGCUGCAGAUCAAGAACAUCGUGUACCACGCGGUGAAGGACUCGCUCUGCUGCCUCGAGGAGGCGCUCGCCGACGCCAAGUGAGGGGCCCCGGGCUCCCGCAUCUGAUCUCAACUUCGAACGUAACGAUAUCGUUAAGUUCCGCAUUUAACGUAAGAUUGGAGCGAGUGUGAUAGCGCUGUGCGCCGUGUGAGAGAGCCGUGGAGCGCGGAGCGGAUAGUGUACCAGUUUUGUGUGUAAAUGUACUCGAAAUGUGAUUUAGUCCGACGACCGCGUUCGGAGCAUGUGCAAUGUAAAUUAGUCUGAAUAUGGUGAUAUUGUUGAGGUGUGGAUAUGUUUUAUGUUCCUUAAUCGAAAUACAAAUAAACUCUUCUGGUUAUUGAUACAGCUUAAUUGUAGCUAUAGUGAUAUGUAUGUAUUGUGUAAAUUUUUUAAUUCGAAUUCCAUCGAGUACAUAUUAAGAAGUCUUGUAAUUUUAAGUUAUUAUAUUGAAAUAAAAACGUAUUCGCUCGAAGCAUUGUACAUUAAACACGGCGUGUAGAUAAGUUUCUCCUAUAUUAGAUUUCUCAAUUCGGUUGGUAUGUUACAGAAUGAAUAGUUAAACAAAAUAUGUGACAAUUUUAUUUUGUCCUUAUUGCUGUAUUAGAUGAAAGCAAGUUUUUUUUUGUACUGUGUAUAUUAUGUAUGGUUAUAAGUUGGAAUAAAAAAGAUGUUUAUAUUA
This is a messenger RNA of Colias croceus (clouded yellow), 6637 nucleotides long. RefSeq names its product lysine-specific demethylase 3A-like (gene Kdm3). The record is from RefSeq and is a predicted model, not a curated record. Gene Ontology annotation, molecular function: transcription coregulator activity; histone H3K9 demethylase activity; chromatin DNA binding. Gene Ontology annotation, cellular component: histone deacetylase complex; chromatin. Gene Ontology annotation, biological process: regulation of transcription by RNA polymerase II. Bases 100 to 6000 code for a protein of 1966 amino acids. The transcript has 17 exons. NCBI's taxonomy places the organism in Eukaryota, Metazoa, Arthropoda, Insecta, Lepidoptera, Pieridae.